This is a messenger RNA of Galeopterus variegatus (Sunda flying lemur), 1322 nucleotides long. RefSeq names its product pyruvate dehydrogenase (lipoamide) beta (gene PDHB). Gene Ontology annotation, biological process: pyruvate decarboxylation to acetyl-CoA. The annotation marks the transcript as partial. Gene Ontology annotation, molecular function: pyruvate dehydrogenase (acetyl-transferring) activity. The record is from RefSeq and is a predicted model, not a curated record. The transcript has 7 exons. NCBI's taxonomy places the organism in Eukaryota, Metazoa, Chordata, Mammalia, Dermoptera, Cynocephalidae.
AGUCGGCACCGCGGGGAGCGUGCGUCUCUCAGCGUUCUUCUCUCUCCCCAGGUCUCCGGGCUGCUGAAAAGGCGCUUUCACAGGACCGCGCCGGCGGCGCUGCAGGUGACAGUUCGUGAUGCUAUAAAUCAAGGUAUGGAUGAGGAGUUGGAAAGAGAUGAGAAAGUAUUUCUGCUUGGGGAAGAAGUUGCCCAGUAUGAUGGGGCAUACAAGGUUAGUCGAGGCCUGUGGAAGAAAUAUGGAGACAAGAGGAUCAUAGACACUCCCAUAUCUGAGAUGGGCUUUGCUGGAAUUGCUGUAGGUGCGGCUAUGGCUGGGUUGCGGCCCAUUUGUGAAUUUAUGACCUUCAAUUUUUCUAUGCAAGCCAUUGACCAGGUUAUAAACUCAGCUGCCAAGACCUACUACAUGUCGGGGGGCCUUCAGCCUGUGCCCAUAGUCUUCAGGGGACCCAAUGGCGCCUCAGCAGGCGUAGCUGCCCAACACUCACAGUGCUUUGCUGCGUGGUAUGGGCACUGUCCAGGCUUAAAGGUGGUCAGCCCCUGGAGUUCAGAGGAUGCAAAAGGACUUAUUAAAUCAGCCAUUCGGGACAACAAUCCAGUGGUGGUGCUAGAGAAUGAAUUGAUGUAUGGAGUUCCUUUUGAAUUUCCUGCGGAAGCUCAGUCAAAAGAUUUUCUGAUUCCUAUUGGAAAAGCCAAAAUAGAAAGGCAAGCAUUCCUUUACCUUGUGUUUUCUCUUCCUGGGCAGCCACACCUCUGUGCCAAGGUGGUAGUGCUUAGCAGGCUUUCCUUGCCUCUCUCUCACUUGAGCCUGCCUUCUCUCCUAGGCCCUGCAUUCAAUUUCCUGGAUGCUCCUGCUGUUCGUGUCACUGGUGCUGAUGUCCCUAUGCCUUAUGCUAAGAUUCUAGAAGACAACUCUGUACCUCAGGUCAAAGACAUCAUAUUUGCAAUAAAGAAAACAUUAAAUGUCUAAUUUGAACUUGAAUAUCAAGUCAUUGAAAUUUAUUUAAAAUACUUGCUGGCAGUUCACCUGGACUGUACUAUAAAACCUUACUGUUCAUAAAUUUAGAGCAACAACUGGUGUUUUUGUACAAGGAAGAAGUUUAAAUGUGUUCGUGUGUGGGAAACUUUCCACUCUCUGCUCUAGACUCCAUGCUUUUUCUUGUCUGUUACAGUUGUCGUGUUCUCUGAAUAAGGUUAAUGUAAAAUUUUACCUUGUCUAGAAGAACAAGGUAUCAAUGUGGCUUAUGUGUACAAAAUAAAAGUGUUUAAUCUACAUUUACUAUUGAUUGUUUUGAUAAGGAAUAAAGGAAUUCCUAACUAUUA